AUGGGAGUCUUUGUUAUAGGAAUUAAUUAAUAGCUGAAAGAGUUCUUUUAUGAGAGUGAUUUGGAUUAUUUGGGAACAAAGAUAUCUGUUCUAGUAAUCUGCUUUUUACUGUUUUUAUUAAUAUUAUACAAGCAAUACCAGUAUCUUAAUCGAUAAAAAGCAAGAUAAAGAAUAAUUAACUUUUAUGAAAUCUGUAGAGAAAAAAUAUUGAACGAUAGCAUUUUUGAAUCGAAAUUGAGAAGAAAUUUUACCUUGAUAUUUAUAACUUUCUAGCAGGUCUUAAUCCCAACAAUUUUUAUUUAAUUUAGCUGGAGCUGGCAAUCAGCUAAUAUUAUAUCUAUUUCAUUAGAGGUAUUAUUUUUGAUAAUAUUAAUAAGACUCAUGCCAUUCUAAUCUAAACUAACAAACUUCUAUUUUAUUAUGGACACAUUAUCUUGGAUAUCUCUUUAUAUUUAAUUCUAUCUUAUUAUCCACUUUAGCUCAAUGCCUAAUACUAAUAAUUACUCAACAAUCCUUGACAGACUCAGUUUGUCUUUUGUAGUAACGAUUCAAAUAAUUUAGUUUUUGCAACCAUUCUUCAUGAAAUUAAAAAUAGUAAAAAAAUCUAUUGCUACCAAUAAAUAACUCAUUCAAUAGUUUAUAAUUCAAGAGUAUUAAAAUUACUUAUAAUAAAAAUGA
Messenger RNA from Tetrahymena thermophila SB210, 678 nucleotides. Its product is annotated as transmembrane protein, putative. The transcript is spliced from 2 exons. The record is from RefSeq and is a predicted model, not a curated record. NCBI's taxonomy places the organism in Eukaryota, Ciliophora, Oligohymenophorea, Hymenostomatida, Tetrahymenidae.